AUGGCCAAGUCGGUCUCAGCCCGGCAAACAAAGCGUCACAAGGAAACAGAUAAAAUUUUGAAAGAUGAAACUGCAGACGAAUUUUAUAUCUGCUCCAAACCCCAGGUCAAAUAUAAGAGGAAGCAGCAGAGGCCCGAAGAUUCUACAUCUGUUCGCAGUCCGAUGAGAGUACAUUCUCAAAGAACUGAACGAAAGCGCACAAAAAGCGAAAUAGCAACAGUAGGCCAAAAUUUACAGCAACAACAACAACCCAGAACAUCCGGCCAAAGGGCACCCGACGUAUGCGAGGGGCGUACGCUUUUCAUAAGGUACAUCCACGUCAUUUUGGGGAUAAUCAGAGACGGCUAGAAAUGUUCCGUUCGAUGCGGACGAACACCGUCUCCAGGAGUUCUUUUCAGCAUUUGGUGAACUGGAGUUCGUCAAAAUCGUUAAGGACAAGGUAACACAGCAUCCCCGUGGGACGGCGUUUGCCAAAUUUGUGCGCAAGGAAGACGCUGACCGCGUUUUGCUAGACAGCUCAAGGACGGAGGUAACUACCUCAUUUUUGCAAUACUUGCCCUUUCUCAGUCUGAUGCACAUGUUCCUUAGACCUCGCCUUAAUUGACCAUAAACGAAUAUUUACACUCCUCGACAGUUCUGCGUUGCCUCCCGUAGCUGCCAAAACAUCUCAGUAAAUGCUGAUUUGUGAAAACGUCUACUAACGGAAGGAUUUCUGUUCUUCCGCUUCUGACGUAACCUACUAUACGACAACCACUUGGCGAGUCCUGCAGUGCAGUUGCGUCACCACGGUCAUUGGCAACAAUCAAUUAUUUGCUUAUCCUGUCUGUCCAAUUCUCUUACCUCUUCCUCAAGCUGUGUGCAUUCCUUGCCAAUGAAUUGAUAGAUCGAAACACAAGUAUUCAGAAACCUCUUAAUAGGUUUCGAUGCAGCUGUCGACACACUAUUUGCGCAGCCCAAGUGACAAGAUGUACUCCUUCAGAAGGGCACGAACUAUGUGAACUUUUAAAAGACAAAACUGUAUGGAAUUGUACACUCGGUAGCAUGUCUUGCACAGAUCCUGCUAGUACCUUCUUAAAGUUUAUUUUGGUCAGACUCUGAUUGCAUCAGAACGACAGUUAACAACGUUGCUAGUAUGCCAAAUGUCCCGGAUAAAGCACAAGCGCCUAUACAUGCUUAUUGUUUUCAGAAUUCCCACAAGUUCAUUUUCGCUGGUCGUCAGCUGAUCAUAUCCCUCGCAGUAACUCCUAGCGACGUCAAGAAGCUACAAGAAGCACGCGCUGGUGGCCCGGCGGUAGAUUCCGUAAGCAAUAUCAGCAGCGGACGAAACCUCCAUUUAGCGCGAGUCGGAAGUGAGUUUUCUCUGACUUGACCUUUUCUUCAGACUCAGACUUGAACUGUUAUACCAAGACCGCGAUCUCCCCUUCUGCUUCGCUACAAUUCAUUCAUGCGUAUUUUAUUCGUAGUUCAAUAUCUUAGGCCACAGGGUCCCGGUUUACCUUGAGAUAUAGCCCCCUCCCUCAAAAAAGCCCUUUCUCGUUCUACGUUCCCUUUAUCUUUGUAAACCAUGUUUUCAACCUUGCUUAUCCACGCAGAGAAUAUCAAGUUAUGCUCACCAUCAAGACCUGAAUAGCAUGUGACUAUAAUACUUAACUGCCAAUUGAUCUCGAUUCAAAUCCUGUGUGUUCUGGUGUUCUGUUGUGACCAGUUAGAACGGUAAGGAAACUGGAAAUGACCAUUCCCCUUGACAUUUGAAAUUGUUUAUAGCUAUGCGACCGCCUAGUUGAUCUGCCUAGUAGGAACUGCAAGGCAAACCAGAGAAGCACGUCUCGUCCUAUAGCCAUCUUGAUAUGACAUCGCGUACUCGACUUUGAAUAUUUCCGAUAACAGCGGGCAAGGCCGGCUGCGGCUCAAUUAUUAGUGUUUAGCUGAAGUGUUGGGUGGAUGGCUGACCCUGACUCAAACGUCAGGUGCCACUGCCACUAGGUUUGGGGCUUUGUCGGGUGGCGAUGGCAAAUAGGCCUGAAACUGCGGUUCUUGUCUACUCUAUACCUGUUGGUCUUCUUUCUACAUUUACUGGACUAUUUCACAACAGGUAUUCUUAUUUGCUGCAAAGCAGACCUUUUGAUUUGUUCUACGUUAACCCUGUGCCCCUCACUUCACACUACAGUGAUUCGUGCUGGCACGGCCGCCGCGGAGGGUCUGACGCCACAAGAACUGGCCAUGCGGGAGUCCCUUAUGCGAGCAAAGCAGGCCAAGCUUAGAGAUCCCAGCAUAUUCAUCAGUCCUCUGCGUCUCUGUCUGCGCAACAUACCAACCACCGUGGACGACAAAAUCCUCAAGAAAGUUUGCCGCCGACUGGCUGGUCCCACGGCCCACAUCACUGAGGUAAUUAGUCCUCCACAGUCCCAAAUCUUGCUAUUUAAUUUACUUUUUAUCUGGUAGUAUUUCUAUUGUCUACGUGGUAGCCAAGGAAAGUCCAAAGACUUAGGUAGCUCCAAAGUAAAAAGCGGCGAGCUGAAUUAGGAGCAAUGAUUGCUCAUUCUACGAUCAAGUAAAGCCAACUCGACUGGCAAUUUGGCAAUUGACGAAACAAAAAUACGCCAAGCAUAUGUGUACUUGGGUAUAUUUAACGCGGACUGUCCAUGCGUCCAGGAUGCAAGGUGCGUAUCCUAAGGAGGUCUCGACAGGGGACCUUUUUUUCCUGUCACGCCAUGCAGACAUGGAGGCAUGCACAAAAUAUUCUUUCCUUUACUCAUUCGGUAGGAAAUUACGUCUUCAAAUUUCAUGCUGAGAGAAAGAGUAUCAUUUGGUUUCGAAAAAGUUUCUAAUUAUGAGGUUUUUGAAGACCACGAAAUGGCCAGUCGUGCAGCAUCGGAACAGCGCAUUUAUUAAUUCUGCUUACGAAGCGGACAACGUAGUCCACCUCCAUUACGCAAUUUUAUGAUCCCUAUAUGUCCUUUCCAUAAUAUCACUUAGAAAUGUAUGGUUUUCCUUGCACGAAAAGUGUACAGCUUUUAGUUCGGAAGCCCUGAAUGCAAGUGUAACGGCAGGCCGAGUUCAAAAUCAUUCGGGAUUGAGAAGACUUUCCAAAACCGAAAGAUACUCAUUCUUCAGGUUUAAGAUUUUGUAGUUUGCUACCAGAUGAGUAGAAGGAAGAGAUAUUUGGGCAUGUUUUCUAUGAAGUAUAUUCGAAUUUAUAAGGAUAUUAGAAAUUAACGAGAAAAAACUUCAUGCCAAUUAGGUAGUCAUUUUUUACGGAAAUAGUUCAUGCGAGCGGUAGAGAUAGAGAGAGCCCAUUCUAAAGUCGUCAUCCCGACUUGACUGAAUUACCUUAACAUUAUGCGCCAGGAUGAUAAACAUUCCAACCCUACUUAAGCAAUCUUUUGGAAUUGAAAACAGUUCAGAGUCGCAGUCAACAUUUCAUGAGAUAGCGUCUCUACUGUACUCUUUGCAACUAGCACUACUUUUUAAUGAUAAACGAUUGGGUCAGAUGUUUUUGAGAGAUCACCUGUGUUUUCGUGCGUCGUUUAAAUGUUCAAUUAACGUAAAUCCCCCAAAAUAGCAGCUUCGUUAGAUUUACCUUGACCAGGAACGACUGCCAUGCGUCUUGAGCGGACUUCAAGGAGCUGUGGAUGUAGGCUAGGCAGACGCUAUAGUUAAUGCGACAAAACAGUCGCCAAAUUGAGAAUUUUUCCACCAGAAAUAUUCUUUCCUUUCAAAUAGCGAAUUUCAGCAAUAAUUGGUUUCUUAUAGAGGAGCUUUAAAAGUGAACUUUUUCUAACGCUUCUUGGUAGAAUAAUUGACUUUUAAAGGGAGCGACCUUUUUUCGACUGCGACCGGUCCGCAUGGCUGAGAUGAAUUUUGAUUGAAAGCGAGUAGACGUAGUUAGUGAAUUAAUUUUUAUGCUCUACUAUCAGGUCUCUAAUAUUGCACAACCUGUUGAUAAUUUUACUUCUCUCAAUGUUUUGAUAUGUUUGGUGCAUACAAUAUGCGCAUUUUCUCAGCCGGCGCUGACGUGGUUUUCGGUUUUGAUCACGUUGAAGACCAAACUUCCUUAAAACGGCCUGUUUCUGUACGAAUUUCGGCUCUUUGAAAAUACCCAGCGAUGUUGAGGUGGUGACUUUAGCAUGAAGGUCACCCAUUUUAAUAAAUAGAAGGGUAGAUAUAAUAUGUUUUCAAGGAGGAUCUUAUUCUUCCCUCCGUGAUCGGAACCUCUGGCCUAGGUUGCCACAAAUGCACAAUCGUGUAGAACUCUGGGCUGCUUAAAUGCUGCUACGUUGUUUUGCUUGACGAUAACUGGAUCCGAUCGGCCAAAAGCAAUUUGGUGCACAUAUGUGUAUCAAAGUCGAAGGGCUACAUCGGGGGCUGGAUGAUGUCUUUCCAGCCAUACAAUUUACCUUUGAAGAAGGAGUAGGAGACAGUCUGCCGUUUCUGGACGUGAAAAUACAAAGGCUGAACGAUGGUAGUCUCGCAACCAGCGUCCGCAGAAAAGGGUCUGAUUCUGAGAUCACCCCCAAUUAUGGAAGGAAUCAUCCUGCGGCCCACAAAAGAAGCUGCGUCCGAACUCUCUUCCACCGGGCCUAUCGUUAUUGAAGAAAGAACUAGCUUUUUUGUAUCGGAUCUAACGGAUAUUCGGUCAGUUUUAUGAAGAACUGCCUCAGGCGUUAGGCAUAAUCUCGAGGCCCCUCCUCAAAUGGAGAAAUCGUGACACAUAAACUCUUUUCCCUGCCCUAUAUACAGGGUACCUCAGGAAUGAUCGCCCGUCAGCUAAAUCAGUUCGGUAUCCGCGUUGCCCACAAGACUGCAUUCUCGAUGCGCGCAGCCUUAUCUCGAGUAAAGGAUCUUAUCCCCAAAGAGGAGAAGACUAAUGCCAUCUAUCGCAUCCCAUGUGCCAAUUGCCCCUGCGUAUAUGUUGGUCAUGCAGGACGACGCCUGGGAACUAAAAUUAAUGAACAAAAACCAGCUGUCCGUCUCCGUGACCCACUGUCCCUCGUCUUUGCACACGCGCUCCAGUGCGACCACCGAUUCAGUUGGGAUGACACUGAGGUCAUCGCCACAGUCAACACAAAGUGGCCGAGAGAAUUCCUAGAGAAAUGGUACUCUAAUGCGGACAGCAUAAACCGCCACGUUGACCUAGACGCUCAUAAUGAGGACCUAAGAUCACGUCUCACUAAGCCGAGCCCCACGCCGUCAGCGGCCGCUAAUCUAGGCGCCCGCAGCUCCGCCAGCCUACCAUGCUCCCUCCCCCUCCAACACGGGGAGCCGUAACUAUUCUCUCUCCCCCCUUCUCCCCUCCCGGCUCAGAGCGCAGCGUGACUCCUGCCCACAUCAUUCCGCAGAUGUUAAUGGUCCGCCUGUCAAUGUCCUAUCACGUCAACUAGUCUAGUGGGACUGUCUCACUUUGUCUUUUAUCUUCAUUUCGUCUGACGACGGUUGGUGUCACUAACUCGAAAAUUCACGAGUACAACUCGACUUUUUCCAAAGAACCUCUUCCCUUUCCAUUAUAUCGUCUCGUAAUGCAUACCACCUCUGCUCUACAACAUAUGUGUGUAGCUACCGUAACCAAUAGCGGUACGAGGCGCCGGUAUACCGUUUCAGAAAGUAAACUUUCCGACAGGCUCACAUGACUUCCAGGAGCUCCAAGUUCAUCCGCUGCAUGCUUGAUCGUCCUUGCUUUGAAAACUGAUGGCAUUAUACUCUACGACCCGAGGGUAGGCCAGAUGUCUUAUCAGACUGGUUUCUGUCACCUAAGUUAUCAGCACGUAUUUGGUAUACGACAGGCGGACGCGAAAUGCCUUGUCAAUCACCGCGCCGAUUUGACCUGGUUUUCUCACCAAAUCACCAAUCUUUAGGUAGUUUUCCUGUUGAAACACGGAAGUAUCCUGACAAGAUAAUCUUUACCAUGGUCGUAAUAUAACUCCUUCCCACCGUCUUUGCACCUCCAGUGUCGCGUCAUGCGGGACCUCAAGAGCGGAAAGUCAAACCCCAAAUCUCUAGGCUAUGCCUUCGUUGCUUUUGACGAACACAAGGACGCCCUAAAAGUCCUUCAGGUCCUCAACAACAACAGUGCCAUUCUUGGAGGCAGCCGCGUAAGUCCAUUGUUCUAGUUCUGCCUCCUCCCAUUUCCACGACCUCUACGCCUUUCUCGUUGUCUAGCACUUUAAACAGACCGCGGGCCAAGUCUCCUUUGUUGUUGUUGUUGUUGUCGUCGUCGUCGUCGUCGUUGCUGUUGUUGUUGUCGUCGUUGCUGUUGUUGUUGUCGUUCUUCUUUUUCUUAAUCUUCUUCCUCUUCCUCCUCCUCCUCCUCCUCCUCCUCCUCCUCCUCCUCCUCCUCCUCCUCUUCUUCUUCUUCUUCUUCUUCUUCUUCUUCUUCUUCGUCCUCUUCUUCUUCGCCCCUCUUCCCAACGCCGCUCUACUUUGCUCUCGGUAUGUCCUUUGAAACUUUCCGAAAAUGCGAGUCCCUAGGGUGCGCUGAAAGCAGCGGUCACAGUCCGGUAACCGCAUGACCGUCAGACCCAGCUGAUUCGUCUCCGAACGAAUCCAAGUUUAUCUGAAGGAGAAGCAGUUGCAUGGAAUUUCUAGACGAGGGCCUUAUGUCCCAUCUCAUCGUCACUCUUCUCUACUCUGAAACAUGAUGGAGUUAGGAAAUGAGACCCGCUGGCGCGCAAGUGUUUCUCAUUAUCAUCCAGUCCUCGCGCAAGUCACCACUAUUCUCCGGGAAAAUGGUAGUCGUCGUCGUCGCGUCCGGUGGGCCCACUAUCAUUCACAAUUUUCCUACUGUACGUUACACUGUGGACGUUUUCGACGAUUUCGUAGAUUUCUUCAGAGUAACGAACAUUCAAGUCUGGCUCGCGGUCUUGGUAUCCAGUCCUCUCUCGGGUUUUGUUGGUGUUCUUCAGUUUUGACGUUCAUCAUUACGCAGCUGCAUCGUGACCUGAUUUCGCGAGCAGUCAUACAGUCACAUGUUUACUGAAAUAGUCCACCAAGCGAGCAGACGCGGAGACCUCAGGUACUGUCUGCCUAUUUCGACUCUUUGAAAGCUUACAAGGGAUGUUUCGAGCGCGCCCAGAAAAUCUGAGGGUAGUAAUGACCGCAAGGUUCAUACACACGGGCGUCCCGAACCGGUGUUGAGUGAAUCAUGAGUCAUCUGUUUCGGCAGCACAUUCGCUGUUCGCAUUUGCACCGGUUGCAAAUCCUGUCGCAGUGCUGUUUGCGUCCGCCAUCUGCCUACUCCCCCCCCCCCGCAAUGCCACUGCACGUGUCCAGCCGGGUAAUCCGCAGGAAAGUCCACAUGGCGGUUGGUUGGUGUCACAACCGUUUGUCAGUCCUGCAGAGUCGCUGGCCGUUCAGUCUCCAUGUCCUGCACUGACUGUCUGACACUACAAAACUUUUUACCAAGGCCGGAGAAUACUAAAAAUACUACCUUCCUGUGUUUUGGUGAAUUUCGGACUUGACGAUGUACUAACAUACCGCGUUUUGGCAGUGAGGUCCAUAUUUGACUUCUCGUUUGCAGGCCAAGUAGUUCUAACCGUUCAAAAUGUAUUUUCUCCCCCUAGCGUCCUAUCGUGGAAUUCUCCCUCGAAAAUUCUCGAGCCCUUGAAAAAAGACGCCGACGGGAAGAAAAGAGCAGGGUUCGUUUUUUUCGAAAUUUAUUUGACUCCACUGCUCAAUCUACUUAAUAACGAACAGUAGUAGUGCAUGAUAAUUUUUACUUUCAACAGAUGGUUCAACAGGCCGAUCAGGUCUGUCCGCCUGCAAAAAAGCCCAAGGUGCUUAUUCCACGGCCGAAAAAGGUAAAGGGUUCCACCAAAAACACACCCCGAAUUCUCCCAAAGAAGUUCGGCGCAAAGAUAAGGCACAAUCGUCCUAAGGCGACUGCUGGGAAAGGCAAGAAGAAGAGUAAAACUGCCUUGCGGACACGGAAGGCGGGUCAUGGCCGAUCAGCCAAACGCCAGGCCAAAGCUCGAGGCUCGUAA
This is a messenger RNA of Spirometra erinaceieuropaei, 7976 nucleotides long. The record is from the annotation of a GenBank genome assembly. NCBI's taxonomy places the organism in Eukaryota, Metazoa, Platyhelminthes, Cestoda, Diphyllobothriidea, Diphyllobothriidae.